Molecule: messenger RNA, 1265 nt
Organism: Serpula lacrymans var. lacrymans S7.9
Lineage: Eukaryota; Fungi; Basidiomycota; Agaricomycetes; Boletales; Serpulaceae
Exons: 3
Source: RefSeq, a predicted model, not a curated record
CGCUGAUGGCCGCCGUAAAUGAGCUGGGAGAAGAUGACUCUGACGACGAGAAUUUUACACCGCAAGUUUCAAGAAAAAAAAUCGAUAAUUCAGAUGCAACGCCUCUUCCUCAUCAUGUUGCUCGAACGCCACCAAGUCAUAUUCAGCGUACACCUCUCGCUGAUAUAUCCUUGGACGCCACUCCGGUACCUUCGAAGGCUCAAAAGGUCAUGUUUUCGGAGUCGGUCUCUUCCCAUCACCCCAGCACCCCAUCGAAGGGAGGAGUACAGGCUGAUUCACAUAAUUCGUCAUGUGCAUCGAGCGUGAAUGCUUUCAAUAUUGCAAAGCAGGAGUUGCAUACAUGCAAGCCAGCUGGUGUCAUUUUAAGUGGGCCAUCGUGCUCACAAAGCCCACUUCGGUUGCUAGAGCCGCCAUCCGCUGAACAAGGAUCAGGGUCUAGUUUAGCUAUGUCUUUUGCUCAAGAAAGCCCCCUAUCACCACAAGUUAACGAUCCGGCUCUAUCAUCGUCUACUGCACUUCUCAUCCCCUCUCCUACCAGGGCACUCCUCACCAAUACUGUCCUCACCAUUUCACCACCUUCGCCUCCUCCACAGCUGCCAUUAUCUCCAGCCACGCGUAUAACCCCCUCCGCCGGACACGCAGUCUUCCCUUUGAACGAUGUCUCUUCUCCUUCCCCCCGUGCCCGUCUUCGUCCGCGCUCCAAUACUACUACAUCUUCCCUUGACCCACGCCGCACUUCGGUCGAUCUACAUACCUCCUUCAAUUGGCAACUCCAAUGUCCUGAAGCAUCAUUUGAUUUGUUGAACGAUAGGAUAUCGUUUUUAGGCGGACAGGAGUCAUUUUUGAAGGGUUUAGAUGAUAUGGAUGAAUUCAACAUGGAGGCAGAGGAGGAAAUGAUGGAAGCGUUGGCGAAGAAAGAGAACGAGGAGAACCAAAACCAAAACGCGCAGAAGUGUUUAAUAAAGAAUAACAAGAGCACAGAAGCGAGUGGGGCCAUCAGUAGUACAAGUGUCAUGGCGUCAAGGAUCAUUGGAUCGACUCCGAUAGCCACUCCCACCCAGGUCGCGGCUAAUGCUUCUCUUAAGAGCACUCCACGAGCAUCACAAAGCGUCAAAAAACGCUUCAGUCUUCCUUCUAGUUCCCCUAUAUCUCAUUCUCUGACUUUUGCACUGGAUCGUGCAGUCCCCAAGUCCUUAGACCCAUCACAGAUAGCCCUCCCAGGUACAAAUGUGGAUAACGAGACGUUUUGCCCCUUGCCAUCCACC